This is a messenger RNA of Coprinopsis cinerea okayama7#130, 663 nucleotides long. RefSeq lists its product as hypothetical. Bases 1 to 663 code for a protein of 220 amino acids. Gene Ontology annotation, biological process: membrane protein intracellular domain proteolysis; regulation of response to endoplasmic reticulum stress. The transcript has 2 exons. Gene Ontology annotation, cellular component: cytoplasm; membrane. Gene Ontology annotation, molecular function: metalloendopeptidase activity. Lineage: Eukaryota; Fungi; Basidiomycota; Agaricomycetes; Agaricales; Psathyrellaceae. The record is from RefSeq and is a predicted model, not a curated record.
AUGUCGUUCAUAACGCUAAUAGUGACGCUAUCUAUCUUCUGGCUGGCACUACACGCACUCUUCGCGUACUUCCGCCAUUCGUCCUCUGGCAACUCUUCAAGCCAACUUCCUUUCCGCCGAUUCGAUUCUCCAACUACAAACUCAAGGCAGGGCUUGGCUAGGUUUCUGCGCUUUUUAGGGAUAAAUUUGAAUCUGGACUCGGGAAAUACGGAGGUGACGCUGAAGAAUGUGCAUUUGAGGAUAGAGACGAGUGCGUUCAAUGAGGUUCAUGAUCGGUUUACUGCGUGGUUUUUGAAGAGGAGGAGGGCGGGUCUGACGAGGGCUGUGAAGAGGUUAUAUGAUGUUGGGACGGUGGUAUGUGUGGCUGGGAUGGUUGUGGGUGUUGCAGGGCUGGUGUGGGUUGUUGGGAGUGGAAUUGGUGAUAUGCUUUGGCCGAAAGCGUUGGAUGGAGAGGCUGGGGAAGGUGUGGGGAGACUGGCGAAGAGAAACUGGGAUGAUGGGGUAGAAGUUAGAGAACUCAGAGAGGAGGGAAGUUCCUUUGGGUUGACGCCCAUCCUCCCUGGUGUUACAGUUCCUCUAUCAGACUUGCCCAUUAUCGUGGUCAGUGUCUUCAUCCAACAGGUGAUACACGAGCUCGGACAUGCUGUCGCUGCUGCGCUGUGA